AUGAAGCAAUUAGAAGCUGUUAAAUCCCUUCACGCAGUUCAAUCUUUGCGGCAGGAGCUUUCAAGUGUUACUUCGAUUGAUCCUGAGGUCCAGGCAGACUUGGAUGCACAUCCAGAGGAAAAUCUCAUUUUUACCGAAAGAAUCCGCAGGAACUUCCAUAAAUUUGUUAAGAAGGUGACGACAAAGGAAGGUUUGCUUGGCCAUUAUGAUUAUUCUUAUUUAUUCAUCCCUGCAGUCCCAUUUGUCAGUAAAAAGCCAAGAACACAACCGUUCUUUGGCCUCCACGAUGACAUGCCAAUAUUUCUUGGUCUGCUUUUGGGUCUCCAGCACUCAUUGUCCAUGCUAGCAGGUCUAGCUACGCCUCCAAUCAUGAUUUCUGGUUUUGCAAAUUUGGAUACCAAGCAGGAACAGUACUUGGUGUCUGCUUCUCUCAUGGUUUCCGGAUUCUUGUCAGCAAUCCAGAUUACUCGUUUCCACAUUCCAAAGACACCAUACUUUAUUGGCACUGGUAUAAUUUCUGUGGUCGGUACUUCUUUUGCUACCAUCACUAUUGUGACUAAAGGCUUCCCUAUGAUGUACAAGACUGGAUUCUGCUCAACCGAUUCUAAAGGUAACGAGCUUCCUUGUCCCGACGGAUACGGUGCAUUAAUCGGUACUUCUUGUGUAUGCGGUCUUCUUGAAGUCGUCCUUUCUUUCUUGCCACCAGCUAUUCUUCAGCGGAUAUUUCCUCCUGUUGUCACUGGUCCAGUUGUGUUGUUAAUUGGUGUUUCUUUGGUGGAGACAGGUUUUGAGGAUUUCGCCGGUGGUUCUGGUUGCAUGAGUUCUGGAACUUGUGCUAAAGGACUUCCUUGGGGUUCUGCUCAAUUCAUUGGUCUCGGUUUCUUGGUUUACGUCACCAUUAUUUUCUGCGAGAAGUGGGGUUCUCCGAUUAUGAAAUCCUGUGCUGUUAUCUGCGGUUUGUUGGUUGGCUGUAUUGUUGGUGCAGCUUGCGGAUAUUUCACACACGAAGAAAUCGAUGUUGCUCCUGCAGUUACGUUCGUCUGGGUUCAUACAUUCCGAUUGAAUGUGUAUGGUCCUAUGGUUCUUCCAUUCUUGGCAUGCUAUAUUGUGUUAAUGAUGGAAGCCAUCGGUGAUAUUACUGCCUCUUCGGAUGUCUCCAGAUUGGACAUUUCUGGACCUUUAUACGAGUCACGUAUCCAGGGAGGUGUUUUGGCAGAUGGUUUCAACGGAAUUCUGGCUGGUUUGAUGACGUUGCCUCCACUUUCCACCUUCGCACAAAACAAUGGUGUUAUAGCCAUCACUAAAUGUGCCGCAAGAACUGUCGGUUACUGGUGCUGCUUUUUCCUUGUUAUUAUGGGUAUCUUCUCCAAAUUCGCUGCAGCUUUGGUUGAAAUUCCAAGUGCUAUCUUGGGAGGAAUGACCACGUUCUUGUUCACAUCUGUUGCCGUCUCUGGUUUAAAGAUUAUUUCUACAAUUCCUUUCACUAGACGUGACAGAUUUGUGCUUACAUGCUCUCUUAUGUUUGGUUUGGGUGCUACACUUUUGGGUGACUGGUUUGACAAUGUCUUCACGUAUAGUGGUGACAACAAAGCUCUAGAAGGUUUCUUGAAUGCCAUUAUUUUGGUUAUGGAGACUGGUUUUGCAAUCGCCGGUUUCAUUGGUGUUAUCUUGAACUUAUUUAUUCCACAGGAUCUAGAUGAAAAUGAUGAGGCUGAUCAUCUAAUUGAUGAGGAAGUUGUUGAAAGCUCUUCAAACAACGGAAUUUCCAGCUCAGACGAAAAGAAAACCGAUAAGGGUGUGUCUGUUGUACAGAAAGUCUGA
Molecule: messenger RNA, 1821 nt
Organism: Brettanomyces bruxellensis
Lineage: Eukaryota; Fungi; Ascomycota; Pichiomycetes; Pichiales; Pichiaceae
Exons: 1
Coding region: 1-1821 (606 amino acids)
Biological process (GO): xanthine transport; transmembrane transport
Cellular component (GO): membrane; fungal-type vacuole
Molecular function (GO): xanthine transmembrane transporter activity
Source: RefSeq, a predicted model, not a curated record